UCAGCAGUGGGUGACAUUGUUCUCGUCCCUCGACGUGUGGGAGGGUAAACUUUGAUUUGACGCAUUAACGUAUGGGCUGUCAGAGUCGGGGGGGGGAGGUAAACAAGAUGGCGUCAACCUGAGAAGCAAGAGUAAACCGAAGAGUCAGACAUUUUGCUGAUUAAACUAAUAGACCCAAGUGGAACAUUUAGCUAUACCCAGGACGGAAUACAACCUGAGAGAAAACGAGAUUCAUCUGGAUACAGGCACCAGGCAGUAGAAACCGUGGUGGCAUGGAGGACACCUGAGGACUGUUGGAAACAUUGGAUGGCUCAGUCGACCUCCGGGAGUCGGGCUCAUACUGCUGCAUUCGUUUGGCUGUAGAUCUGUGCUUGGAUCCAGUCCAGCUGUACACACCUAUGUAUCCUGAGGAAACCUGUGCUUUAAAGCAUGGACCUUUGACAGAAAUGCUGUACUGCACGGCCUCGAAGCGGGACUGGUGGCCUCUACCUUAGUCUGCAUGGUGUUACAUUCAUACUUAAGCAGAGAAUAAUAACAUUUUAGAAUCACAUUUUUUCUAAUUUCUGUUCAGCUGCACUUAUGCACAGUAUAGAGCACUAACUUGGCACUGGACCCAACACGUUCUUCACCUCUGUUCACACCUCCUGAGAGAAAAGAGCCCUAAUGUUUACAAAUUGGGAUUGAUCUCCCACCAUCCCCUCAACUCUCAGGCCUAAUUAUUCUCUCUCCCAUGUUCAGUAUUUUGUAAAUCAUCUGUAGUCCACCUUGUGGAAUUAAAACACUCGGCUCAGUGCUUAAAGGUUACCAGUGGAUUACUCUCCAGCAGCAAUCAUAGCUAUUAGCGAACAAUUUGCACAGGAGGCUUAAGUUGUGGCCGCCGAACUAUUAGUCAUGAGUACCGGCGAGCUGCAACACCUUGACUAUCUAAAUGAAAAUGAACUGAUGGAGAUGGAUACUUUCAUUCAUCGCAUUGACUCUACAGAGGUGAUCUACCAGCCAAGGAGGAAGAGGGCAAAGCUGAUAGGAAAGUACUUGAUGGGGGAUCUGCUAGGGGAGGGAUCUUAUGGCAAAGUGAAAGAGAUGCUGGACUCAGAGACACUUUGUCGCAGGGCUGUCAAAAUACUGAAGAAGAAGAAGCUGAGGAGGAUUCCCAAUGGAGAAGCCAAUGUGAAAAAGGAGAUUCAGCUGCUAAGAAGACUCCAACACAAGAAUGUGAUUCAGUUGGUGGACGUGCUCUACAAUGAAGAGAAGCAGAAAAUGUAUAUGGUGAUGGAGUAUUGCGUUUGUGGGAUGCAAGAAAUGCUGGACAGCGUCCCAGAAAAACGGUUUCCAGUAUUUCAAGCUCACGGGUACUUUUGCCAACUCUUAGAUGGCCUUGAAUAUUUGCACAGCCAGGGAAUAGUUCACAAAGACAUUAAACCAGGAAAUCUGCUGCUGACCACAGACGGAGCGCUUAAAAUCUCCGACCUGGGAGUAGCAGAGGCCCUUCACCCAUUUGCAGAGGAUGACACAUGUCGCACCAGUCAGGGCUCACCGGCCUUCCAGCCUCCAGAGAUUGCAAAUGGACUGGACACCUUUUCAGGGUUUAAAGUGGACAUUUGGUCUGCUGGAGUAACACUAUACAACAUCACAACAAGUCUGUAUCCGUUUGAGGGGGACAACAUCUAUAAGCUAUUUGAGAACAUUGGAAAAGGAGACUACACUAUUCCCGAGGACUGUGGACCCCUCCUGUCGGACCUGCUGCGAGGAAUGCUUGAGUAUGACCCCGAGAAGAGGUUUUCCAUACAGAACAUAAGGCAACACAACUGGGUGCGUAAGAAACACCCUCCGUCUGAGCCCCCUGUGCCCAUCCCUGCCAACGCAGAGAGCAGGGAUCCUUGGCGGAGUAUGACGGUGGUGCCCUACCUGGAGGAUCUCCACGGCUACACAGAGGAGGACGAUGACGAGCUCUAUGAUGGAGAGGAUGAGAUCAUAUACACUCAGGACUUCACAGUGCCAGGACAAGUGGCCGAAGAAGAUCAGGAUCAGGGGCACGAGGACCACAGUCCAGCUCUAGCCAAGCCAGUUUGUGUGAAUGGGACAGAGGGGGGGUCUCUGAACAGCAAGGCCAAAGCGGAACGCCGAUCCUCCUCCUCAUCCAACCCCUCACGUAAAGGAGUCUCCACAGCCAGCAAGAUCCGCAAGCUCUCCACCUGCAAACAGCAAUGACCCCCCUCCUCCCUCGGCAACAACCCGCCUGGUCGGUCUGUCCCCGUCCUUCUGUGUCCGGAGUCCUCACAGUUGUGAGAGAAACCUGCUGACGUUAAUGCCCCCAUACCUCCUUGGACCACUGGCCUGCAGAGUCUUUUGAAGAUGCGGUAUGAGUGACGGGGAGGAGGAGGACAGCAUGAAAUGUUCUUUUUGCUCUGAGACUGAGGCACUGGCUGUGAAGAUGUUUUUUUUGUUUUUUUUUCUCUCCUCCCAUAUUUUGGCUCCUAUCAACUCUUGUCAUCCACUUCUGUAAUCUAGUCAUGUCCCCCUCUCCAUCCUGUCAUCCUCCUAGGAGGGUCAAGUGUUACACCGGACUUUACAAACACCAUCACCCCUGUACCCCACCCAUCCCAACACUCUACCCCACCUUCUGUUUCUAUUACUACCUUUGUUUUUACAGAACCCUAAUGGCAGUUUCUAAGACACAUUGUGAUGUGUAAAAAAAUUAAAGACAAAAAAAGAUAACAAAAGUUAUGAAUAAUUCUAUAUUUAAAUCUGUAAUGCGAAUAAUUAUAAUAGUACUCUACUACCACAAACAUAAAAAACUGCAUGCUGUACAGAGCUGGAAGAAAGGGAAAGUGCUUGGUUUGUGGACGGACUGAAGCUUCGGAUCCACCGCUGACCUGUUGGGGUUUUUUUGAUUUACAUUUAGGUUCUUUUCUUUUUCUUUUUCCAAUGAAUAUUUUUUAAUUAUUAUUUAUAAAAAAUAUGUCCCAAACAGGCUAUUUUGUUGGAUGAUCCUUUGUCCUGUUUUAAUUUUCCUACCUGUCCUUUACAAGGCUAUUAUUUGAUAGGAAUACUACUAUUGUCAUACUCCUGGUGUCUGCAGCUAGUUUGCAGUCAGAUCCUAGAAAUCAAGACGUGGCCGCGCGGCUGCAGGCGGUGUGCCGUCACAAUCACGCAGUCGCCUGUUUUUCUGCGAUGCUGCUCUUUGUUGCGCCGAUCACAUCAGCGGGAGCCCUGCCCCCCUCGCACGCAGCCAGGCCUAUCGUCAGCCCCUCGCUGGGAAUAGAUCAGAGAGCAGGUGAGUCACUACUCUGAGGGAGGGAGGGAGCAGCGCUACCCACGUCAGCAAGGUCGACAGAGAGAUUCUCUGUUAAACGAGACACACGAGGAAGGAUGAAGAGAUGUCUCGCGUUUACAGGCUGAAUAAUAUUUCAGGGGUGUGAUUAGUGUGUGAGGACGCCUUCCGUUUCACACAGUACAUCAUCUUAAAUGAAUUAUGUUACAGCAGCAUAAAAUCACGGGUUGUGGAGUCUCUUUUUUUUUUUUUUUUCUUCAUGUUUUUAUUCACAAAAAUGUUCGGUCCAAAAUGAAUGUGCCUCAGUUGGUCCCUCAAGGUCUAGCUUUUGUCAAGGCUGCGAGACAUUUAAAUGUUCUGCACUACUUAUUUACAAUAAAACGGAUGGUCCACCAUGAAGGAGGACAAAGACAUGAGUUUCAUAACACACAUACAUGUACUCUAGCUCCAACCGGAAUCUGUGCGAAAGGAAAACGGACAAGCUGUAACUGCCAUCGCAGUUUUCCAGGUGACGUCACACAUUAAAACAUGCAGCAAUGUUCUCAUGUUGAAGAAAUACAAUUUGAUAUGAAUGCAUAACAAAUAAUUUUAUGUCCAUACUAGCACAGAGAGUGGAAAGAAAGCUGUUCAGCCUGUGAUUUUUACUUGUAAACACAGGAUAUCUGCAAAGUAUUACUUUAAGGAUUGGGCUGCCAAUAUUUUAUCUUCUUCUCUAUGCCAACAAAUAAACAAAACCAACAAGGUGUUAGUUUGUCUCUAAAUAGACAACACUUUUAUAUUUAUUCCUUCUUGUUUUUAUGAUAAAUAAUCUACCAAAACCGCUU
This is a messenger RNA of Anoplopoma fimbria (sablefish), 4095 nucleotides long. RefSeq names its product serine/threonine kinase 11 (gene stk11). Gene Ontology annotation, cellular component: cytoplasm. The record is from RefSeq and is a predicted model, not a curated record. Gene Ontology annotation, biological process: regulation of cell growth; glucose homeostasis; establishment of cell polarity. Gene Ontology annotation, molecular function: protein serine/threonine kinase activity; protein kinase activator activity; ATP binding. NCBI's taxonomy places the organism in Eukaryota, Metazoa, Chordata, Actinopteri, Perciformes, Anoplopomatidae. Bases 892 to 2208 code for a protein of 438 amino acids. The transcript has 11 exons.